Molecule: messenger RNA, 3803 nt
Organism: Carya illinoinensis
Lineage: Eukaryota; Viridiplantae; Streptophyta; Magnoliopsida; Fagales; Juglandaceae
Product: calmodulin-binding transcription activator 3
Exons: 14
Coding region: 334-3645 (1103 amino acids)
Biological process (GO): regulation of transcription by RNA polymerase II
Cellular component (GO): nucleus
Molecular function (GO): transcription coregulator activity; double-stranded DNA binding; protein binding
Source: RefSeq, a predicted model, not a curated record
UAGGCGUUUUACACGAGCGCGGACAUGGAAAUGAACUGGAAGCGAGAUAUUUUUCACAUUUCCUGCAAUAUCUGUUGUCGCGAGUUUUACGUCAGAUUGACCCGAGUCUUCGACUUUCCUUUUUCUUAUUAUUUUUAUCAUUAGCUUUUAUUAUUGACCGGGAGCCGCUGUUUGUUUAUCGACAGUGUCUGAAUUCCACUUCGGCUGCGACCUCUGUUUCCUCCACGCGUUUCAACUCCACCUUUUCGGAUCAAAGAACUGUCUGUCAAUCAAUGGUGUUUGUGAUGAUUGCGUUCGACUGCUGAGUUGGAGUAGGUAACCCAGAACGAUUUCAUGGCGGACAGCAGGCGCUACGCUCUUGGUAACCAACUAGAUAUUGAACAACUACUCCUAGAAGCACAACAUCGAUGGCUACGCCCAGCUGAAAUUUGUGAAAUUCUUCGAAACUAUCAGAAGUUCUAUAUUGCCCCAGAGCCUGCAAAUAUGCCAUCAAGUGGUUCACUUUUUCUUUUUGAUCGGAAGGUGCUGAGAUACUUCAGAAAAGAUGGUCAUAACUGGAGGAAGAAAAAAGAUGGGAAGACAGUGAAGGAAGCUCAUGAGAGGCUUAAGGCUGGAAGCAUUGAUGUUUUGCACUGCUACUAUGCCCAUGGUGAAGAAAAUGAAAAUUUUCAAAGGCGCAGUUAUUGGAUGCUUGAAGAUGACCUCUCACACAUAGUUCUUGUCCACUAUCGGGAAGUAAAGGGCAAUAGGACAAAUUUUAACCGCAUUAAAGAGACUGAGGAAGCUAUUCCCUAUUCCCAAGAAGCUGAAGACAUUUUACCCAACUCUGAGAAUGAUAGCUCUGUGGCUUCUAAUUUUCGUCUAAAUAAUUACCAAGUGCCUUCACAAACUACAGAUACAACAAGCCUGAACAGUGUUCAGGCAUCAGAUUAUGAAGACACUGAAUCAGCAUACAAUCACCAAGCAAGCUCUGGACAACACUGUUUCCUUGAAUCACAACAGUCGAUGGUGGAGAAGAUUAAUGCUGGAUUCCCUAAUCCUUAUUUUGAUGCAUCAAGUUCGAGAGAUUUUCAAGGAAAGUUGUCAGCCAUUUCUAGGGUAGAUUUUGUCUCUCUCACUCUAGCAGAUAAAGUGAAAGACAGCAACAAUCCUGAAUUAAAACACCUUGAUUUUGCGACAUGGGAUGAUAUCUUGGGAAAUGGUACUUCCGGUGGUGAAGGCGUCUCUUUUCAGCCAUCAUUUCCAGAAACACAACCUGAUACCAUUGGAGUCCUUUCUAAACAAGAAAACCAGAUACUGGGGCAACUUUUCACUGGCAACUUUGAAAGGCCGGAGAUUGGGAGUCACCUGCAGGUCCAAGAAGAGUGGCAGACUUCUGAAAGCAAGUUGCCCUUGGAUCGGAUUGUGCAGAAAGAAUUAGCAUCUGAAGUCACUUCCAGAUUUCAUGAAGAUAUCAUCCGAGCCAAUCAGCUCAAUUCUCUUGAGCCUUUCUUUGCAGAUAGUGAUAAGCUAGAAAAUCAUCCUAUCCAAAAUAACCUCCAAGUACAGCUUUCAAACGCAGAACACGAAGAUUAUCUGAAAUCCAAUCGAGAGAACAAGAUGGCCUUAGAGGGAAAAGCAAACUACUCUUUUGCCAUAAAACCACCUCUGUUAGAUGGCUCUCUGUCAGAAGAAGGUCUGAAGAAGCUUGACAGUUUCAAUCGGUGGAUGAGUAAGGAACUUGGAGAUGUAAAUGAGUCACAUAUGCAGUCCAGCUCUGGGGCCUAUUGGGAUAGUGUUGCGAGUGAGAGCAGGGUUGAUGGAUCCAGUAUUUCUUCUCAAGUGCACUUGGAUAACUAUAUUCUGGGUCCCUCUCUAUCCCAGGAUCAGCUUUUCAGCAUAAUUGAUUUCUCACCAAAUUGGGCAUAUGAAGGCUCUGAAGUUAAGGUCCUGAUUACGGGGAAGUUCUUGAAGAGUCAAAAAGAAGCAGAAAUUUGUAAGUGGUCAUGUAUGUUUGGGGAAUUGGAAGUUCCAGCUGAGGUUAUAGCAGAUGGUGUUCUACGUUGUCAUACUCCUGUACAUAAGGCUGCGAGGCUGCCCUUUUAUGUAACAAAUUCCAAUAGGUUAGCAUGUAGCGAAGUGAGAGAAUUUGAAUACCGAGUUAGCCAUAUAAAAGAUGUGAAUGUUAUAGAUAGUUAUAGUAAAACAAGUGAAAUUCUUCAUAUGCAAUUUGGAAAACUAUUGUGUCUGAGCUCUGUCAGCCAUUCAAACUCUGAUUCCAUUGGUGUGAGCGAGAAAUCCCAAUUAAGCGAUAAAAUCAGUUCAUUGUUAAAAGAGGAUGAUGAUGAAUGGGAUCAAAUGUUAAAUCUUGUUUCUGAGAAGGAUUAUUCUCCUGAAAAAGCACAGGAGAAGCUGCUUGAAAAGCUACUGAAAGAAAAGUUGCAUGCAUGGCUCCUGCAGAAAGCAGCAGAAGGUGGAAAAGGACCUUCUGUAUUAGAUAAGUGUGGCCAAGGUGUGCUGCAUUUUGCAGCUGCUCUUGGCUAUGAUUGGGCCCUACAACCCACAACAGUUGCGGGUGUAAGUGUGAAUUUCCGUGAUGUGAAUGGAUGGACUGCACUUCAUUGGGCUGCAUUUUGUGGCAGAGAGCGCACAGUUGCUUCCCUUGUCUCUCUUGGUGCUGCUCCUGGUGCGUUGACUGAUCCGUGUCCCCAAUAUCCUUCAGGCAGAACACCUGCCGACCUAGCUUCCGCCAAUGGGCACAAAGGAAUUGCUGGUUAUCUUGCAGAAUCUGCUCUUAGUGCCCACCUUGUGUCCCUUAAGUUGGACACCAAGGAAGGUGAUGCUGCAGAGAUCUCUGGAUCAAAAGCAGUACAAACAGGUUCAGAACGAAGUGCAACUCCAAUCAGCAAUGGGGAAUUAUCAGAGGGAUUAUCACUGAAGGAUUCGUUAGCUGCUGUCUGCAAUGCCACCCAAGCUGCUGCUCGGAUUCAUCAAGUCUUUAGGGUUCAUUCAUUCCACCAAAAACAGUUAAAAGAGUAUGUUGGUGGUACAUUUGGAAUGUCAGAUGAACAAGCUCUUUCUUUGCUUGCUGUUAAGACGCACAAAUCAGGACAACAUGAUCUGCCUCUGCAAACUGCUGCAAUACAGAUACAGAAAAAGUUCCGUAGUUGGAAGGGUAGAAAAGAAUUUUUGAUCAUCCGGGAGCGAAUUGUUAAAAUUCAGGCCCAUGUAAGAGGCCAUCAGGUCAGGAAGAACUAUAAAAAGAUAACCUGGUCAGUUGGAAUUUUGGAGAAGAUUAUUUUGCGUUGGAGACGAAAAGGAAUUGGUUUGCGUGGAUUUAAAUCAGAAGCACUUACUGAGGGCUCCAGAAUUCAAGAUACAUCUUCAAAGGAGGAUGACUAUGAUUUCCUGAAAGAAGGCCGAAAGCAAACAGAAAAGGGGUUACAAAAAGCCCUUGCUAGGGUGAAGUCCAUGGUUCAGUAUCCAGAGGGAAGAGAGCAAUAUCGUAGGCUGCUGAAUGUUGUGGCUGAGAUUCAGGAAACCAAGGUUUAUGAUGGGGUUCUAAACAGUACCAAGGAAGCGGCUGAUCUUGAUGAUGAUGACCUGAUCGAUCUUGAAGCAUUGUUGGAUCAGGAUGAUGACACUUACAUGCCUCCGAAAAUGUAGAAAGUGAGCCUCUGGUUCAGUCUUUUCUCGUGUAAAAUUACCGUUUCAUUGUAAAUUUACUGUUUCGUUACUGGCAGUAGGACUGGUAUUGUCCAUGUAAUCUUUUGGCUUUUGCUAAAACUCUCUGUAAAUGGAAAACUCAUCCAAUUCAUCUAUAA